AUGUCUGGUGGUGAAGCAUUCGGAAGUCGUUCUAAGCGUUCCCUCUUCUCCAAGCCGACGCCGACGCCGUCUUCUUCCUCUGGUUUCAGAUUUCAGACACCACAACGAAAAGUUCAAUUCACUACACCGUCAUCUUCUCACACUGGUUUGGGAUUUCAGUCACCACAACCAAAACCUAAAUUCACUACACAGCCUUCUUCUUCCUCUGGUUUGGGAUUUCAGUCACCACAACCAAAACCUCAAUUCACUACACCGUCUUCUUCUCCCACUGGUUUGGGAUUUCAGGUACUAGAACCAGAACCUCAAUUCACAACCCGGAGGGCCAAUGUAGCUCCCGCUCCUUUCUCCGCCGUCGAUCUUGAUAUUCGAGCAAUCGUGGAUGCAUACAAGGAUCAGCCUCGAAACCUUAAGUACGCUUUUAAGCAUUUGUUGUUUAGUGUAACAGAACCAAAGUUUAGGGUGAAGCCUGAUGGUGUUUCAGAAAUAAUGUGGGCGGAGGCCAUGGGUAAGCUUGAGGGUAUGGAAAGUGCUCAUAGAGAUCGUCUUUGGCCUCAACUUGUUCAGGGUUUUAAGCAUCUUUCACAACGCAUUAAGAUCCAAGACGAAGUCAUUGUUUCAGAUUCAGAGAGAUUACGUAUAACGCAAAGUAAUAUCAAAAUGCUCCAAAGACAUUUUCAAGCUGAUACUCUUCCUUGGAUUCAAAGAAUGAAGAAGAAAGAACAAAUUCUCCACCUACGUCUAUUAAGAGUAAUGAGAAUAGUGGAGGUGUUGCAGGGAAAAGGCUGCUGUAUACCCUUAACUACAGGGGAAGCUGAACUCGCUGAGAAAUUAGCCACAAUAACUCGACAGCUGAAAGGUUCUGGAACAGAUCUACGUACAAGGCUACGAAAGCUACUAACGGUAUCUCGUAUUCAGACAAAUACUAUGGGCUUUGGUUGCUCCGUCUAUCUUCCAGGAUCAACCAAAAUUCAUGAACAGAGUCUUGCUAACCUGCAGAUGGUCUUACAACAUCAGACAGAGGCCAUAGCAAGACUUGGCAGUGUUUUGAAGCGAUAUAUACGGGAUAUGGAAAUUAUGAUGGCUGAGGACGCAGGAACAACAACUAAAAAUGGGAAUUCAAUCUGAACUUCCUCACAUAUUUUUUGAAGAACGCAUAUAUGCACUGAACACAUAUGAGUGAAUAUCAUGUCAAAAUCACUAAAUAAAUAGUGGGAUAAAGUCAUUUAGUGAGAACAUACGAAAUUUACACAAUAAAAGGAGAAGUAUAAAACCUAGAAGGGCAUUUGACCUCAUGAUGGAGAAGAAAAUUUUUCUCUCGCUGACCCUUCGAUUCUCGCACUAGCCUUUUUUUUUAUAUAA
Messenger RNA from Gastrolobium bilobum, 1359 nucleotides. Its product is annotated as nuclear pore complex protein NUP54-like. NCBI's taxonomy places the organism in Eukaryota, Viridiplantae, Streptophyta, Magnoliopsida, Fabales, Fabaceae. The transcript has 9 exons. Gene Ontology annotation, molecular function: structural constituent of nuclear pore. Gene Ontology annotation, biological process: nuclear pore organization; protein localization to nuclear inner membrane; NLS-bearing protein import into nucleus. The record is from RefSeq and is a predicted model, not a curated record. Bases 1 to 1125 code for a protein of 374 amino acids. Gene Ontology annotation, cellular component: nuclear pore central transport channel; nuclear pore.